UGCUUAAUUGACUUCCACCAGAUACGCUGUACGAUACCUCUACAUCACAUUGAAGUUGGACUGUAGAUGUACUAGUAUCUAUAGGUGAUUGAUGUGUUGGCCUGAGGCCUGUACCCAGGACCCUAGAUUUACCUGUGAUUUACCUGAUGUGCACCUAAUGCUGGUACUAUAAGUAAUAUAUAUCAAUCCCCAGCUAAUGUUUGACACUGGCCAGGAAUGUCUGCUGAUAUCCUACAGUAACAGCUGUCUUAAUCAAUAACUCCUCGUCACCUUAGUAAAAGACUGACACAGCUGUAGGCAACUAUGGGAAACAAAAGUGGUAAGCAGAAGAAAAAGGAUAAGGAGACGAAGAACAAAGAGGAGGGAGAACAAAAGGUAAACGGUACGGCUGAGGAGAAGCCUGCUGAGGAGGCUGUCAGUGACACACCUGCAGAGAACACUGAAGCAGCUAAUGAUAAUGAGAAUGAAGGUGAGAAAGGCGGUGGGGGUGAUGGUGGUGGGGAGGCAUGUCAGGAGGAUAAGGCUGGGGACCAGGCACCAGAACAAACUAUUACUAACACUAGUGAAAUAAAGGCUGACAGUGACAGUAGUUCACCAGCUCCUGCGAGUGCAGGAAAAAGUGAACCAGUACAAAGUGUAGAUAAUAGUAAUUCUGAUACAAAGGAGGAAGUGAGUCCCCCUGUACAGACAGCGUCUGCUCCUGUAGUAGAAAGUAGUGAAACUGAGAAAGUGGUAGAGGCAACAAAAGAUGAAUCAGUUAGUGAAACAAAACCUGCUGUUAUGGAAACAGCUGAACCUAAACAGGAAACAAUAGUAGCAGUGCAGCCUCCUACACCAACGGAAGAGGAACUACCAGAGGAGCCACCAUCUCCACCUGCACCUUCGGAAGAGCCACCAGCUCCACCGGCACCUGUGGAGGAGCCACCAGCUCCACCUGCACCAGUGGAAGAGCCACCA
Molecule: messenger RNA, 957 nt
Organism: Mizuhopecten yessoensis (Yesso scallop)
Lineage: Eukaryota; Metazoa; Mollusca; Bivalvia; Pectinida; Pectinidae
Product: vegetative cell wall protein gp1-like
Exons: 2
Source: RefSeq, a predicted model, not a curated record